This is a messenger RNA of Drepanopeziza brunnea f. sp. 'multigermtubi' MB_m1, 1152 nucleotides long. RefSeq lists its product as uncharacterized. Lineage: Eukaryota; Fungi; Ascomycota; Leotiomycetes; Helotiales; Drepanopezizaceae. Gene Ontology annotation, biological process: lipid metabolic process. Gene Ontology annotation, molecular function: phosphoric diester hydrolase activity. The record is from RefSeq and is a predicted model, not a curated record.
AUGUGGUCUUCAUUCUUUGCUGUUUCUGCUGCGCUUCUGUCGCUCACAGGUCUUGUCCAAGCAGUUCCUCAGCUUGAGGUAUCGUCGGCAUCAUCAGCAACAAUAACAGCAACAGCCGCCGCAACAACGAGCACAGUAUCAUGCAAUAACUCUCCUGAACUCUGCAACCGAAGCUACAACAACAUCACGCAUAUGGGAGCCCACAACUCGGCAUUUCUGAGGGACAGUAGCACAUCCUACUCAACGUCAGGAAACCAAUACUACAAUGCGACAGUGGCCUUGUCGGCAGGCAUCAGGCUACUACAAGCCCAAGUGCACAACGAGAGUGGUAUCUUGACUCUCUGCCACUCCUCCUGCAGCCUUCUCAACGCCGGCACUCUGGAAUCCUGGCUCUCAAACAUUAAAUCCUGGAUGGACGCCAACCCUAACGAAGUCGUUACCAUCUUACUCGUCAAUUCUGAUGACCAGCAAGCCUCUGCAUUCGGCACCGUCUUCCAAUCAUCAGGUAUGGCAGAUUAUGGCUACACGCCCUCCUCCACAUCCGCCAUGUCAACCUGGCCUACCCUCCAGACCCUCAUCGACAACAACACGCGUUUGGUAACUUUCAUUGCGAGCAUCGACUACGACAGCACAUACCCUUACCUCCUCCCUGAAUUCACAUACGUGUUUGAGAACUACUUCGACGUCACCUCAGUUUCGGGCUUCAACUGUAGUAUCGAGCGCCCCACGGCACUCGCGGACGGCACCGGAGCAGGGGCCGUGAGCUCGGGAUACAUGGGGCUGAUGAACAACUUCCUCUACACAUCCUCUGGGUUCGGAAUCUCGAUGCCCGCCGUCUCCCUGAUCGAGAGCACGAACAGCCCGUCGACGACGGGCGGAAGCGGGACGCUGGGCAACAACGCCGCGCGCUGCCAGAGCGAGUGGGCGGGCAAGCCGACUUUCAUCCUGGUUGAUUUCUUCAACGUCGGUCCGGCCAUCGCAGCUGCCGAUAACCUCAAUGGCAUCACCGCCACGGGACGCACGAAUCUCACCACGGCGCAGCUGACUGCUGGCUCGGAGAACGCUGGUGCGAGGCGGGAUGUGAAAAGCUGCUUUGGGGUGGCCGCGGUGGUGAUGGGGGUGCUUGCUGUAGGCAACUUCGUCUGGCUCUAG